AUGGGAGAGGGGGCCGUGAGGCUACGAGUACUAGCGUUAAAGCCGAUCGCACCAUCGUGUGAGCCGGGAGGCUUCGCUAGGCACGUUGGCACACUACUAGUCGUGAGGACUGCAGAGAUUGGCACUAAGGCCGAUGGCACUAACAUACAAGGCGGGAGGCUUGCUAGGUACCCUAGUACAUUGUUAGGCUAUCGAUGGACAAUGAGUGUGAAGGGCUAUUAUGAAGCUGCAAUGAAGAAGGCUGGUGGUGUGGGCUAUUGCGAGGCUAUGACGAGUAAGGUCGGUGGGCAAUGGUUGCGCAAAGGGGUUGCCGCGAGGGGAGUAGAGUUGGUAUGGGAUGAGAAAGGCUUAUAUUAUAGUGAAGAAAAAGUCAGCUAG
Dovyalis caffra is the source of this 378-nucleotide messenger RNA. The record is from the annotation of a GenBank genome assembly. Lineage: Eukaryota; Viridiplantae; Streptophyta; Magnoliopsida; Malpighiales; Salicaceae.